AACAAACCAAAUCAAACUUCGAGUCGAGAAUCAGACUUUAGAGGUUAGAACUUGCAAAACAAAUACAAAGACAAGUUUGCCGGCAAAUUACCAAGGAUUUCUAGAAAUUUUAAGAGUAAUAUAUAUUAAAAAAUAAGUAACAUGGCUAGUAAACCUAACUCAAAACGCACAAUAUAUGUAGGCGGCCUAGCCGAGGAGGUUGACGAGAAAGUCCUGAAUGCGGCUUUCGUUCCUUUCGGAGAUCUAGUAGAUGUUCAGAUACCGCUUGAUUAUGAGACUGAGAAGCACAGAGGCUUCGCGUUUAUAGAGUUUGAAAAUGCCGAAGAUGCUGCAGCUGCGAUUGAUAACAUGAAUGACUCAGAACUCUUUGGUAGGACAAUAAGAGUGAAUGUUGCCGCACCACAGAGAAUAAAAGAAGGCUCUACAAGACCUGUGUGGUCUGAAGACAGCUGGUUGCAGAAACAUGCGGGCGAGACGUUAAAUAUAAACAAAGAAGGAAAUGAAAACAGUACUAAAGAAACAACUGACACAGAAACUGAAACAACAUCAAAACCAAAGGAAAAGCGCAAUCCACAAGUGUAUUUCGAUAUAGCAGUGGGUAAGCAAGAAAUUGGCCGAGUCAUCAUGAUGCUGAGAGCAGACAUUGUGCCCAAAACUGCAGAAAACUUCAGAGCAUUGUGCACACAUGAAAAGGGUUUUGGCUAUCAGGGCAGCAGUUUUCACAGGAUUAUACCAGAUUUUAUGUGUCAAGGGGGAGACUUUACAAACCAUAACGGAACGGGCGGUAAAUCCAUAUACGGACGCAAGUUUGAAGACGAGAACUUCACUUUGAAACACACGGGGCCUGGUAUACUCAGUAUGGCCAACUCGGGACCCAAUACAAAUGGAUCACAGUUCUUUUUGUGUACUGCUAAGACGGAGUGGUUGGACGGGAACCACGUGGUGUUUGGGCACGUCAUCUCCGGUCUGGACGUGCUGAAGAAGGUGGCGCAAUACGGCAGCAAGAGCGGUAAGACGUCGGCCAAAGUUGUUAUAAGCAAUUGCGGAGAAUUACAAUGAAUUGUCUAUAC
Molecule: messenger RNA, 1070 nt
Organism: Bicyclus anynana (squinting bush brown)
Lineage: Eukaryota; Metazoa; Arthropoda; Insecta; Lepidoptera; Nymphalidae
Gene: cyp33
Product: peptidyl-prolyl cis-trans isomerase
Exons: 5
Coding region: 142-1059 (305 amino acids)
Biological process (GO): protein folding; protein peptidyl-prolyl isomerization
Cellular component (GO): intracellular membrane-bounded organelle
Molecular function (GO): peptidyl-prolyl cis-trans isomerase activity; RNA binding
Source: RefSeq, a predicted model, not a curated record